This is a messenger RNA of Volvox carteri f. nagariensis, 4028 nucleotides long. RefSeq lists its product as uncharacterized. Bases 1 to 3723 code for a protein of 1240 amino acids. The record is from RefSeq and is a predicted model, not a curated record. NCBI's taxonomy places the organism in Eukaryota, Viridiplantae, Chlorophyta, Chlorophyceae, Chlamydomonadales, Volvocaceae. The transcript is spliced from 18 exons.
AUGAACAAACAGCUGAGCUGCUGGGAACGAUGUAAGGACAAAGGAGAAGCGCAAGAUGUGCGUGACGCGCAUCAGUCAUCGGUCAACCUUAACGGCGCGGCAAACCAAUCUGGCCCGGGGCCUGAGCAAGCGCAUCCUGCGUCCAUGGAGCGAUUUGCGACGGCACAGGAAUACUCUUUGAACUUCCAGCAGGAGCAGGCGUCGCCAGCAGUGCACCACGUGAACAAGCCCCCAACGGCACCCCCAGGGCCAGCGACAGGCUACAACGCCGAUGCUGCUGUCACUGUGCAGAUCACAAACAUGCCGGGUGCACGGCUUUAUCCGCCGAUUCCCGAUCAGCAAGGGCAUAUCCCACGGGCAGUGCCGCGGGAGGAAGUAGGGGGUCUCUUCUCCUCACCAAUGCGACCCGGGUCGCCGCCAGAAGCCCAGGACUCCGGCUUCGCUGAGGAUGCAGCCUUCGCAGCCGGGCGUGGCCCAUCAUCCCGACAUCAAUCCCCCAACGGAAAGGCUUUCUUUGCAAAACGCCACCAACAACACGGAAGCCUAAGCGGCGUGGUGCAAGGCAAAGUCGUGCACAUGCGGAGGACAGAAGCCUGGACCAAAUUUAUUGCGUAUGAGGGCUGCCUCCAGGUUUGCAUUGCGGAGCUUGACGGAGGAAAUAAUGCGGACGCACGAUAUUUUGUGGCGGGGGGCUUUACGACUUUACGGAAGGGCCUCGGGAUUGACGGGUUGCUCCUAAGCCAGAUGGCGACAUCACCCGCUGCUGGGAGCGGCAUUGAGGGCUGCAUCAACGACAUUUGCUGGGACGAUUUGGAACCCCCGGAGAAGCGGCUCAACACCAUCACGUACGCCAAAGCUACAGCGACAUGCUACAUGCGCGUACGGUGCCAACGGCUUAGCUUGCCGGCCGCGACGGUGCUACAGAAGCUCUGUUGUCGGACUCGUACGCAAAUGUCAUUGCAAAGCUUCGCAGGAAUUCAUGUGCAUUUGGCCCCCAGCGACGAUAGCUGUGACACUGUUGGCUACGCGCUGGACAGCCACGGGACGGCAGUGGAUCGGAAUGAGGCCUUGGUCCUUCCCAUGGACAGUUCACAGAACGGAGCACAGCCCGUGGUGCAGCCGCCGCAACGAGUGGACAUCCUGGUGGAGGGGCCAAGUGGGGCCGUAGCCUCAGGCAGUGUGUCUUAUCGUGAGCUCCUACGGAUGGCCGCCCUGCAGCGGGAUCCGGUUGACGAAAUGCAUGCGAGCAGCAACAGCGCGGGCGCGACGGUCGAAGUGCAGGUCCGGGGUGCAGGCGAAUACAAGGGCAAAGUCGCAUUCGUCACACUGAUUGUGAUGCGCGUGCGAAAGGACGUGGCCAGAUACGAUCUGGCGCAGGUGGCUAGCGACGGCUCCGGUGUGGAUACCGUCAAUAAGAACACGCUGCGCACCAAUGCGUGCCUGGCGUAUGACGCGACCAUGGGGGCUGCACUCGAGGCGACGGGCUGUGGACGUCAUAAGCUGCUUGUGGAGGGGCCCUGGGAGUGGUUGUUGAGCUGUUUCGCGUCUUACUUCGGCGUGCGGUCAUUCUACUGUAUUUUGGCGCAUCUACGGUGGGUCCUCAAGCCCGGUGUGGCGACGAUCAGCACAAUGUGCCUCGACGUGAUUACAGCGGAGCUGCGGCCGCUGCUGGAGCAGUCAACUUUGCGAGGCCUCACCACCCACGAGCUGACGCUGCUGGAGGGUGUCAAAAAAGCCGUGGAGAUGCUUCUGGAGGUGGCGCUUGAGAACUACUACUCACUUGGUGAUGACCAGCCCCGGGACAUACCGACUCCGGAGGCGGCACACGCCGCUGCACCCACAUGGAAGCCGACAGUGCUCAUGGCGAGCUUCCGCUUGUUCCGAGUUAUGAAGGACGUCUUCCUCCCGACGGACCAGGACUGGCUGAACACGCGAUUCCGCUUUGCCGCGAAGAAGCGCUGGCACUUUCUGGAAUGCAACUGCGGUUACGAUCAGAUUCGGGACCUUCCACGGGCGCAGCCGCCGCACAUGCGCUCGCCGGGCGACCUCAAGCUGGGCGAGAAGGCAAACACAUACGACUCGUACUACAAAAUGGCCGAGAAGAUGGGCGUGGCAAUCCGCAAUGACCUCGACUUCGACAUGUUCCUUCAGAAUUUGCCAGACCUGCUGCCCAGCUCGUUGAAUCUGCCGCGCAUAACGGCCGAGGAGUACAUGGCGAACUUUGUGGAGAUCCUGCGGAACAUGCUCGGCAAAUGCCCACCGCUUGCACCGUCCAUAGCGGCCGUGGACCUGCUGGUUGCGACAGCCAGCUUGCAGCGCUACCUCCAGUGCACCCAGAUGUACCUGCCGCGGCAGCAUCCGGGUCAUUUAGACGCCAUGGAGCUUUGGCGGCUGCACGUAUUGUCGUGGAUCGACAGCAGCAGAAAGGCGCUGUGCACGUACUGCAGCAAGCUGGAGGCCGAGGCUAAGCUUACCGCAGCGCAUUUGGCGCGCGUGGACGUGGCCAAGAUGCCCGGCAUGAUCGAGGGUAUCGAGGGGGCUGUGGCUCCGCUGGUGCGCGAUAUGCUGGACCGCACGUGGGCGGAGCUUACACUGUAUGAGCGCGUCAUCAAGAACUGGCCGUUGUUCGGACCGCAAUUGGAAGCGGCACUGUGCGACGUGCUGCGCACCGUUCAGGGAUCGCUCAACCGGAUAUGCGCCGGUGCAAGCAACGUCACCAUGUUGCAGCAGCCGGGGGGUUCACCACACGUCAACGGUGCUCAUCGACGAGCGCCUUCUGGCCCGCACCCCACGAGCUCGCCAGGUGGCCAUGCGUACGGAACAAGACACGGCCGAGCCAUGUCCGGCAUUCCGUACGGCAACGGAAGCCCUGGCAUGGGGGGUCGGCAACACCACGGCAGCCCAGGCGCAGCCAUGGGGCCACAGCAACAGCACCACCACGGCAUCCCGUCAGCUGGCGGCAUGCCAGGGGCCCGCAACGCAGUGCUGCUGAAGGAGGCUGUAUUACUCAAUUCUUUGAAGGUGUUGAUGGUCAUGGUGCCCUCGAUAGAGGACAUCAUCUCGAAGUGGUGCGGCGGAAGCGCAGUAGCUCCUCCUGGGCCACCGCAGACCGACAACCACGGUGUCGAGUACAACGACGAGCUGGGGCCGCACAUCGGUGCACAAUUCGCUCAGGUCGUCAAGGAGCUGCGGACGGACUACGCAGAGGGUGUGGCUUCGUGUGCAACCCGCAUGGCGAACCAUAUCCGCUCAAUGCCGGCUACCAACAUCAAAGUGGCUCUGAACUUGCCGAAGCCGCCAAGCGAUGUCCACGCCGGCUACCAACAGGUUUCGACAAUGACACAACAGCGGGAGUUCGUCGAGGCCUUCAUGCGCCCCAUCUUGGCGGCCUGUGAGGAUGCCCUGCAGGCUCUUCGGAGUGCACUGGAUCCGCGCGUGUUCGUCGCGACGGGUCGUGCGCUCUGGGACUGCAUGGGCAAGGACCUCUUCGAGUUCGUGCACUGCCUCCAGGAGGGCCAUGACAAUAAGGGUGCGUGGCGGCUGCGCCAGCACGCAAACAUUGCGCUAACGCUUCUGUGCGAGUCCUUCCGCGGGCGGCUGGCGGAUUGGAUGGAGCACUGCAUUGGGGAACGCGACCUGGACCUGCCAAUCCACGUCGACAAAGCUCAAAAGCUUUUGGCUCAGAACACCGCAGUUGUGAACAUCACGCUCAAUCCAAUUUGAGCGCUGGAAGAUGUGGAAAUGAGUGUGGUAUGUGCCAAAUUGCUGCAUUACUAGCGUGUCGACAGUGGCAACAGUAGCCACUCUGGUUAUUUGCCAAGUUCGUUAUCGUGACACCGUAUGAAGAGGUGCAUGGUUGACGAAACGCCGCAUGCGAGCGACUGUCACUGAUUACACUUUUGCGUACAGAGGGGUUUGUUGUAUGUUCGUUGCAUCCCUUCCGCUUUCGGAAGCAACGUCAAGCAACCAGACAGUUGAUACAUACCGUGUACCUCUUAGGACUGGAUUUCCCACUUCUUUAUUCUUUC